AUGGAGGCAUCCCGUGGCCCUCCCCGGGUCAAGAACAAGGCCGCCGCGCCGAUCCAGAUCUCUGCGGAGCAGUUGCUUCGCGAGGCUGUGGACCGGCAGGAGCCUGGCCUGGAAGCACCGACACAGCGCUUUGCCGACCUUGAAGAACUUCACGAGUACCAGGGUCGGAAGAGAAAGGACUUUGAGGACUAUGUGCGGCGUAACCGUAUUAACAUGAACAACUGGAUGCGCUAUGCCGCCUGGGAACUCGAACAGAAGGAAUUCCGUCGGGCACGCUCAAUCUUCGAGCGCGCGCUGGACGUCGACUCGACCUCCGUGGUACUAUGGAUCCGUUACAUCGAAGCCGAGAUGAAGACCCGAAACAUCAACCACGCCCGAAAUCUUCUCGACCGUGCCGUGACCAUCUUGCCCCGUAUCGACAAGCUGUGGUACAAGUAUGUCUACAUGGAGGAGACCCUGGGCAACAUUCCUGGUACCCGCCAGGUCUUUGAGAGGUGGAUGUCGUGGGAGCCGGAUGAGGGCGCCUGGAGCGCAUACAUCAAGCUGGAAAAGCGGUACGGUGAAUUCGAACGAGCGCGCGGCGUCUUCCAGCGCUUCACUGUUGUUCAUCCCGAACCGCGAAACUGGAUUAAAUGGGCUCGUUUUGAGGAAGAGUAUGGAACUAGUGAUUUGGUUCGUGAGGUUUAUGGCUUGGCAAUUGAGACGCUCGGCGAGGAUUUCAUGGACGAGAAGCUCUUUAGCGCAUAUGCCAAAUUCGAGGCCAAGCUAAAGGAGUAUGAGCGUGCACGCGCUAUCUACAAGUACGCCUUAGACCGACUCCCCCGGUCCAAGUCUAUGGCCCUUCACAAGGCCUACACAACCUUCGAGAAGCAAUAUGGUGAUCGCGAGGGCGUGGAAGAUGUGAUUCUUUCAAAGCGCAGGGUGCAGUAUGAGGAGCAGCUUAAGGAGAACCCUCGCAACUAUGAUAUCUGGUUCGACUUUGCACGCCUGGAGGAGACCUCGGGUGACCCGGAGCGGGUGCGGGACAUCUAUGAACGGGCCAUUGCACAGAUUCCUCCCUCACAAGAGAAGAGGCACUGGCGCCGUUAUAUCUACCUCUGGAUCUUCUACGCUGUUUGGGAAGAAAUGGAGGCGAAAGAAGUGGACCGCGCCCGGCAAAUUUAUCAGGAAUGUCUCCGGUUGAUUCCACACAAAAAGUUCACUUUUGCCAAGAUUUGGCUCAUGAAGGCGCAGUUUGAGAUCCGACAGAUGGAGUUACAAGCUGCACGGAAAACACUAGGCCAAGCCAUUGGUAUGUGUCCGAAGGACAAGUUGUUCCGUGGUUAUAUCAACCUUGAACGCCAAUUGUUCGAGUUCGUGCGGUGCCGGACCUUGUACGAGAAGCAAAUCGAAUGGAACUCUUCCAACAGUCAGUCCUGGAUGCAGUUCGCAGAAUUGGAACGAGGUCUGGAUGAUUUGGAGCGGGCAAGGGCUAUCUACGAGCUAGGCAUCGAUCAGCCUACCCUCGAUAUGCCCGAGCUUGUGUGGAAGGCCUAUAUCGACUUUGAAGAAUACGAAGGCGAGUAUGACCGAGUCCGCCACUUGUACGAGCGUCUGCUCCAGAAGACCGAUCACGUCAAAGUCUGGAUCAACUACGCCCGGUUCGAGGUCAACGUGCCGGAGGACGAAGAGGAAGAAGAGGAGGAGGAGGAGGAGGAAAAGCCGAUCAGCGAAGAAGCGAAGACGCGGGCUCGUGCAGUCUUCACCCGGGCACACAAGGUAUUCAAGGACAAGGAGCUCAAGGAAGAGCGCGUGGAACUUCUCAAUGCUUGGCGUUCAUUCGAAAACACACACGGAUCGCCCGAGGAUAUCGAGAAGAUCGAAAAACAGAUGCCCAGACGUGUCAAGAAGCGCCGCAAGUUGGAGGACGACCGAUACGAGGAGUACAUGGACUAUGUAUUCCCCGCAGACGACCAAUCCGCUGCCAACCUUUCCCGCCUGCUCCAAAAGGCACACCAAUGGAAGCAAGCACAGUCGUGA
Molecule: messenger RNA, 2019 nt
Organism: Penicillium arizonense
Lineage: Eukaryota; Fungi; Ascomycota; Eurotiomycetes; Eurotiales; Aspergillaceae
Gene: clf1
Product: putative cell cycle control protein (Cwf4)
Exons: 2
Coding region: 1-2019 (672 amino acids)
Biological process (GO): mRNA splicing, via spliceosome; spliceosomal complex assembly
Cellular component (GO): post-mRNA release spliceosomal complex; U2-type catalytic step 2 spliceosome; Prp19 complex
Molecular function (GO): protein binding
Source: RefSeq, a predicted model, not a curated record